AUGGCAGAAGCUGAAGACACCAUCAAGGAAGUCUGCCCACUGGAAGAUAUAAAGCAGGGUGAAGAAUGGAUAAAGAUGAAUGAGAGACAGCAGGGAGAUUUUGGGAAGGUAGUGAUUACGCUGAACAGAGAAUGUAGAGAGUGGCCGCAGGGUGCGACAGAUGCUGAGAUACGACAACUGAUUGAAGACAACUCACGGCAUGGAGAUGUGGUUCUAUACACGGAAGAAUCUGUUAAACUAGGAACGCCUGAAACUCUGAAGGAGCAGCAGCAAUGGCACAUCCUACAGCAUUUUCAUAGCGGCGUGAUCAAGCAUCAGCAGCAGGAGCAGGAGAAGAAACAACAGUAUUGGCAGCAACAGGAGCAGCAACACCAACAUCAGCAACAUCGGCAACAACAGCAACAGCAACAGCAGAAGCAGCAGCAACCCCACCAAUUUGAAGAUGAAGGCUCCACAUCGCACACAAUGGAAAGACCGCUGGUGUCUCAAGAGGGUCGGGAAGAGACAUCAACCUGCGUGGAAAGCCAGAAGAAUAUCCAACCAACUGAUAUCGGGCACAAUCAGCAAGCCAACCCUUACAUGGAUCCUGGAGAGGAGGAAGAAGCAGCUAUGAUAUUGCACCGACUGCAAUGA
This is a messenger RNA of Aplysia californica (California sea hare), 633 nucleotides long. Its product is annotated as GATA zinc finger domain-containing protein 10-like. The transcript is spliced from 4 exons. The record is from RefSeq and is a predicted model, not a curated record. Bases 1 to 633 code for a protein of 210 amino acids. NCBI's taxonomy places the organism in Eukaryota, Metazoa, Mollusca, Gastropoda, Aplysiida, Aplysiidae.